Arxiozyma heterogenica is the source of this 879-nucleotide messenger RNA. It is a transcript of the gene TRM8, whose product is annotated as tRNA (guanine46-N7)-methyltransferase. Gene Ontology annotation, molecular function: tRNA (guanine(46)-N7)-methyltransferase activity. Gene Ontology annotation, biological process: tRNA methylation; RNA (guanine-N7)-methylation. The record is from RefSeq and is a predicted model, not a curated record. The transcript has a single exon. Gene Ontology annotation, cellular component: tRNA methyltransferase complex. Lineage: Eukaryota; Fungi; Ascomycota; Saccharomycetes; Saccharomycetales; Saccharomycetaceae. The coding region runs from base 1 to 879 and encodes 292 amino acids.
AUGAAAACAAAACCUUUAACUGUUGCUAAUCCAACUUCAAAGAGAUAUGCAUAUCGUAUAUCAAAGGAGGAAAAUAGAAAUCAAUUAAAACAUGUUGCUUUUGCGAAUAAUGAGAAUGUUAACGACGGAGAUAGUAAAAAAAAUGAUAAACAAAUAAUAGAUUUACCUAAGAAAAAAUUUUAUAGACAAAGAGCUCAUUCAAACCCAUUUUCAGAUCAUCAAUUAGAAUAUCCCAUAAGUCCAGAUAAAAUGGAUUGGUCGAAAUUGUAUCCACGUUAUUAUGAUUCUAAUUUAAAACAAAUGACAAAACAAGUUACAAUUGCAGAUAUUGGUUGUGGUUUUGGGGGUCUUUUGGUAGACUUAUCACCUGAAUUUAGUGACGAUUUGAUCCUGGGGAUGGAGAUUCGUGUUCAAGUGACUAACUACGUUGAGGAUAGAAUAAUUGCUUUAAGAAAUAAUCAUAAAGCUGAGAAUAAAUAUCAAAAUAUUAAUGUUUUAAGAGGUAACGCAAUGAAAUUUUUACCAAAUUUCUUCUAUAAAGGACAGUUAUCAAAAAUGUUUUUCUGUUUCCCUGAUCCACAUUUUAAACAAAGAAAACAUAAAGCGAGAAUCAUCACUAAUACUCUAUUGAGUGUUUAUGCAUAUGUACUUAGAGAAGAUGGUAUUAUCUAUACUAUUACUGACGUCGAAGACUUACAUCAAUGGAUGGUGAAGCAUUUAGACGAGCAUCCAUUAUUUGAAAGGUUGUCUAAGGAAUGGGAAGCAAAUGAUAAAUGUGUUUCAAUUAUGAGAAAUUCUACAGAAGAAGGUAAAAAAGUGGAAAGAAAAAAGGGUACUAAAUAUAUUGCAUGUUAUAAAAGGCUGCCAAAUCCAGUUUGA